Neogale vison (American mink) is the source of this 813-nucleotide messenger RNA. RefSeq names its product mitochondrial ribosomal protein S25 (gene MRPS25). Gene Ontology annotation, cellular component: mitochondrion. Gene Ontology annotation, molecular function: structural constituent of ribosome. The coding region runs from base 123 to 644 and encodes 173 amino acids. NCBI's taxonomy places the organism in Eukaryota, Metazoa, Chordata, Mammalia, Carnivora, Mustelidae. The transcript has 4 exons. The record is from RefSeq and is a predicted model, not a curated record.
GUCUGCGCGGGAAGUGGAAACCACCGAGGAGUUGAAGCGGCGUGGGAUUUGUCAGGCGGGCAGCGUCGGCUGCUUUGGGUCUCUCUUCGCCGCUAACCCCGCGGCCCGACCCGUUCGCCGCCAUGCCCAUGAAGGGCCGCUUCCCGAUUCGCCGCACCCUCCAGUACCUGAGCCAGGGGGACGUGGUGUUCAAGGACUCAGUGAAGGUCAUGACGGUGAACUACAACACGCACGGGGAGCUGGGCGAGGGUGCCAGGAAGUUUGUGUUUUUCAACAUACCUCAGAUCCAGUACAAAAAUCCUUGGGUCCAGAUCAUGAUGUUUAAGAACAUGACGCCGUCCCCCUUCCUGAGGUUCUAUCUGGAUUCUGGGGAGCAGGUACUUGUGGAUGUGGAGACUAAGAGCAAUAAGGAGAUCGUGGAGCACAUCAAAAAAAUCUUGGGGAAGAACAAGGAAACCCUGGAGGAGGAGGAGCAGGAGAAAAAGCAGCUUUCUCACCCAGCCCACUUUGGGCCCCGGAAGUACUGCCUGCGGGAGUGUAUCUGCGAGGUGGAAGGGCAAGUCCCCUGCCCAGGCCUGGUACCAUUACCCAAGGAGCUGACAGGGAAGUACAAAGCAAUGCUGAAGGCCAGCACCCAGGACUGAGGCCCCAGGCCACACCCAGGGAAGCCCCUGGUUCUGUCCCUGGAGGGACUCUGAAAAAACUCUUUGCCAUAAGAUGAUCCCCUUCACACACCUGUGUGAAAGGACAUGGGAGGGUCGGGGGAGUAUCUCCGCUCUACCAGGUCAAUAAAAGGCUUCCUCGUUUCCAGCA